Hypoxylon trugodes is the source of this 2653-nucleotide messenger RNA. Its product is annotated as Septin-domain-containing protein. The record is from RefSeq and is a predicted model, not a curated record. Gene Ontology annotation, molecular function: molecular adaptor activity; GTP binding; GTPase activity. Gene Ontology annotation, cellular component: septin ring; cell division site; septin complex. Gene Ontology annotation, biological process: cytoskeleton-dependent cytokinesis. The transcript is spliced from 4 exons. NCBI's taxonomy places the organism in Eukaryota, Fungi, Ascomycota, Sordariomycetes, Xylariales, Hypoxylaceae. Bases 368 to 2428 code for a protein of 686 amino acids.
CUUCAUUCAGCCAUUCACUGGCAACUCCAACCACACGGCUAGAGCAAGAAGGGGACCCCGACUUGAGACCACUGACCAUUAACCUACCUGCCUACCUACCUAGGUACACUGCUCUCCUUCACUGCUACAUCACCUAAUACUCCGUCUUGUCUUGUCUGUACACUACCAUUUAACUACCCCUACUUUUAUUAACAUGCCAUCAUCUACCACCUUUGCUCUGUGAUACCCUGGUGACGCACCUAUCGAACCAUCUACUAUUAACUGUUCUCAAAUUAUAUACAUAUUGCAAUGAUCUAGAGUUCGUUUUCAGACGCGUUACGAUAGCUUCGAUUCUAUUUUUUACCUAGAUGUGAUCUUCUAAUCUACCAUGCGACCUUUUCCUGGCAACGACGCUUGGAUCGGGCGUCAGCGCUCGGCCGACCACGAUCCCCCUCCUCUUAUGGCUUCCUCUACUAGCAGCCAAAUGUCAUUCUUCCUAGCGGACGAGUCCUCGAUCGAUUCAUAUCUUGAUCAUCCAACCCCUCAUAGUCGCUUUCUCGAUAUCCGAAAAGCUGGUACAUCUGCCGGUGCUUCCCAUUCCCGCAGGGAUGACAAAGAUAGAGAUGGUGAAAUGUCAAAGCAAAAUACAAUGCAACAAGAGAGGGAUUAUGCGCCCGCAUAUUCCAUAACAUCAAGAGACUCGGUAUUUACACAUAGUCCGGCCUCCAUGAGGUCUCAACUUCAUUCAUCACCUUCGCGGCCAAUGACACCAAUGAUGUUGGGUACGUCCUGUACGGGAUCGGCUAUGAGUAGCCCAUCCUCGAGAAGAAACUCGUUCACCGGAUCGCUUUCGGAACAUGCGGUGAGUUCCGAUGAGGAACCACUAGAACAAGGGCCAUCAAGAAUGAUGGAUAGCGGUAGUGCUCCUCAGUUGGUAAUGCCUAGUAUCAAAAUGCCAAGCCGGCGUCCGUUCACCGAGACAGGUAAAAGUCUAGGACGACUGAAAGUCCUGUUUGCCGGUGACUCUGGUGUUGGCAAAACUUCCAUGGUCAAGGCAGUUGUCCAAAUCUGCGAACAUAUAGUCCAUGUUGACCCCAUCCCAUCGCAGGCUGAUUCGCCCGUGCAGAAGAAGCAAGUCGCCUCAUCCAGGAGGGCGUCCAACUCAACACCUAUUAUAUCAGAAAUAUACGCCAGUACUAAACCCUAUCCAGAGUGGUGGUCGCCCUUGAACGAACCUCAUGUAUCCGAAAGACGAAAAAGCUUAGGCGACAACCUUUUAGAGCGGAACGUUUGUUUUGUAGACACACCUGGUUAUCGUAAUGGCUCAUCGGCUAUGGAGACUAUCAUGCCUUGUGUCGAAUACGUUGAAUCUCACUUAACGAAGAUAUCUUCGGAUUCUCUGAGCGAUUCGGACAUGCUGAAUAUGUUAGGAGGCGAUGGAGGUUUUCAAGUCGAUGUCGUGUUUUACCUCAUCUCACAAGGGCUGAAACCAGUCGAUUUAGAAUACAUUCGCCGUCUAGCGCCCCUGACGAAUGUUAUUCCCAUCCUCGCUCGGGCUGACUCAAUCCCACCGGAACAACUUGUCAUAUGUAAAGAGCAAAUUGCGGGCCAGCUUCGAGCGGCAGGCAUUCGGACUUUCAGCUUCGCAUCGGCAACUAACGAGGAAUCUAAUUCCCCUGUGCCGAGUGUUCCCUAUGCAGUAUCCAGUGCUACUGGUUCAGACGACGACGUAAUGGAUGCCAGCCUUCUUAUGAGUCCAGAUUAUGUUCAACCUUUAAUGACUUCAGAACUGAGAUACCUUGUGGAGAAUAUGUUUAGCCCGAAUGGAAUUUCAUGGCUUCGACAUAUUGCGGCGAAGAAGUAUCUCGAGUGGAGAGAUACCACGCCAUCACGACCUCGCCACUUAUAUAGGCCGUUGAAUCUCCCUAGCUUAGCGCCGCCACCUCCCGCUCAACCACAAACAACCACAAUAGCCCCAUGCUCGUCAAUGGCGUUAACCCGUCUUAAUGAACAACAUCAAGAUCAUGGACCAUCGCAACUUCAUAUUGUAGACUGGGCGGCUGACCUCCAGCGCAGUUUGGCUACUGAGCGGACGCGAUAUGAAUCACUCGCUCGUGGGGAGCGCGCAGUUUGGCUUACAGAGAAGCUAAAUGAGUGUGUACAGGACGGCACACUCGUCGCCUUAAAAAAGACUAAGAGUUCAGGGUCAAUGCCGACAAGGAGAAAAUCCAGAGGUAGAUUUUCGGCAAAGACAACACCGCAUCAAGAUCCACUAGGGCUACUUCAAGUAGCGGCAGACUUGAAAGCGAAAGGAUGGGUUGCCCUAGAAGUUAUAGGCAGUCUCGGCGUUAUCGGAGGGUUAGCAUUUUGGCUCUCGAGGCAUCAUUGGCAUGUAGACCCUAUUGAACUCGCAGAUGAGUGGGCAAGACACUGGGGGAUGGAUAUUUAAGAUCCAUGGAUACGAUACAUAUGAUACCAUUAUUGUACGAGGCGAUUUUCCGGGGGUGAUAGCUCAACUCACAAGAUAUAGCAUUAAUUGGCCUCGCCAAAUACACCCAGCUUUAACUCGAUCUCGGUUUUGAUAUUUUAUUGGAUAGCAGCAUAUUGUAAUACAUAUUUGACGUGUCAUACUUGAGAUUAGAACAAAGAAAAAAGACAUAUAUUCUCUCUUUUA